AUGGGCGGUGGAUAUGUUUCGGCAACAGCAGCGCCAGGAGGCCCCCAAGAUCUCUAUGGCCCAGAGGCACCGCUACCAACCAGUAGCGAAGAGUGGAAGGACCGCGGUGCCGCUGUAGGCGUGCGCAGAGAAACAGACUCGAAUGGCAAGACCGUCAUCCGACAUGUCAAGAAGGGAGUUAGAGACUUCGCCUUUGGACGCGUGCUCGGAGAGGGCUCAUACAGCACGGUCUAUUUAGCUACUGAUCGACAAACUCUUAAGGAGUACGCCAUCAAAGUCCUCGAGAAGAAGCAUAUCAUCAAAGAGAAGAAGAUCAAGUACGUCAACAUUGAGAAGAAUACCCUAAACCGCCUCACCGAGCAUCCUGGAAUCGACGAAAUGUCUCUAUACUACGUUCUUGACCUUUGCAACGGCGGCGAACUUCUCGGAGUACUGAAAAAGACGGGCUCUUUUGAUCUGGAGUGUACGAGGUUCUACAGCGCCCAAAUACUAGACGCCAUCGACUACAUGCAUUCGAGAGGAGUCAUCCACCGCGAUCUCAAGCCCGAGAAUGUCCUCUUGGACGACCACAUGCAUGUGAAGAUCACAGAUUUUGGCACAGCCAAGCUACUCAAAGACCCGAGAGAGGCGCAGAAUGUCAGUGAAAGCGCACGGGGACUGCCAGAGAGUGGUCGGAGCGAGGCAGACGACGACAAUCGGGCGGCUUCAUUCGUGGGUACCGCCGAGUAUGUCAGCCCCGAACUCCUGACCAGCAAGAACGCAUGCAAAGCGAGCGAUCUGUGGGCUUUCGGAUGCAUAGUAUACCAGCUGUUAGCAGGGCGUCCACCUUUCAAGGCCGCAACGGAAUAUCUCACGUUUCAGAAGAUUGUCAACUUGGAGUACGACUUCCCUGCCGCCUUUCCACCAACAGCUCGUGAUUUAGUGGAGCGAUGCUUGGUCCUUGACCCAGCCCGUCGUCUCACCGUUGAGCACAUCAAAAACCACGAGUUCUUUGACGGACAACCAUUUGGCAAAGGCCUAUGGAGAACCAAAGCCCCACGGCUUCGACCUUACAAUCCCACACCACAGGAUCCGACUGUCAUUCAACUUAAUGGCGUGAGCAACAGUCCAAACGCUGCUGCACCACCUAGGAGCUCCCAGCCGCAAAGUUCGGCCCUGAAUGGCAGCGCUCGACCAGCCAGAAUCAUCACAGAGCUUCCUCCUCCAACCCAGCUGGAUAUCGAGUGGUCCCCAGUCUUGACGAAGAACAACGAGAGGAUUCUUAAACUGGGCGACUUGAUGGUCGUCUCGAGCCCCUUGCCGAGCGGCCAUGGGAAAGGUGGCGAGCACGCCGAGGGACACAAGAAGCUAUCGAGGUUCUUUGGCGGAAGUACGACCAAGAAGAGACAGAGGCUGGUAAUGGUAACUUCGAGCGGUCGCAUACUGCUGGCACCGGCUGGCGGAGAAGAAAAGCGCGCCAAGCAAGAGAUUUCACUGCUUGCGCCCGAAUGCACGUGGAGGACGCAGCUUGACGUAAAGGGGCAGACUGUAUGGUGUGUCGAUGCGGUAAGUAUCCUGGACAAGAAGUCUCGCCGCUCAUCUAAAAUCCGACAGGGCGGCGUCCACUACACAUUUGAGGAGCCCAAGGGGAGUUCCAGCUCUUCAGAGAACGGCACCACGGCCAGCGACUGGAUAGAGUCCCUGGAGAGAGCCAAGGAAUUGGCCUUGUCUCAAAAUCUCUCUGGCUCUUAUGCUGGCGACAACGGUUUCGAUAUGUCAUCCACAGUGUCGAGCCCUGCUAGCACUCUUGGUGGACGCGGCGUUUACCCUGAUAGCUUCAGUGUCAGCGACCGAUCCGGUCGAAACCAUCUCAGCAAAAGCCAGGCCAGUCUGGACGAUUCAGCUUCUACUACCAAGCGAAACCGUUUCAGCAAAAGACAGUCCAAGAAUGGUCUUGGCCAACAAUUCUAA
This is a messenger RNA of Colletotrichum fioriniae, 1950 nucleotides long. Lineage: Eukaryota; Fungi; Ascomycota; Sordariomycetes; Glomerellales; Glomerellaceae. The record is from RefSeq and is a predicted model, not a curated record.